AUGUCUACUGUUUUUGAUGAAGUCUCUAAGCAUACGCUUAUCUCUAUCGACACCAUGUCCCAGGAGGACAAGGAGUUCUUGAUGAGAAAGUACAACAUAGAGUUCCUGAAUGCCACCAGUAAUCAAGUUAUCUGUUUUGUUAACUGGCAGCAUCACCAGGAGGUUAUUUACGAGGCCAUCAAAUUAGUGAACAAGAAAUUCGGCGACUCUGUCCCACAAUCAGCUUCUGCGGCCAAUUUUAAAGAGUACAUUCAGGCAAUCAAGUACUACAGCACUGCCAUCAGUGGCAGAAACCAAUUGAAGGGUCUCAAGGGCUGUGUUUUGUCUCAAGUUACCCCUGAACAUUUAUAUGACGAAGAAGCCACCUACACCGGCGUCAAGAAGCUGAUUGAGGCCUAUGAGGAUAUUGGUGUCGACCGUUCUAAGGUCAUUGUGAAGCUCGGCACCUCCUACGAGACCAUGCAGGCUGCCAAAAGGCUGUUCAACGAGGACAAGAUCCAGAUUCUGGGAACCAUGAUUCACUCUUUAGAACAGGCCGUUCUUGCCGCAGAGGCCGAUUGUGUUGCCAUUUCGCCGUACGUAGACGAUCUGAGCUACAAUGUUGACCCAUCAUCGUACAAAGACCAGCCAUUGGACAAGCACUACGGCUACAAUCUCGCCGUCGCUAUCCACAAGUACUACAGAGCUUACAACAUCAAGACCGUCAACUGUGUUGCUGCCCAGAUCGGUAUUACGCCAACUCUGGCUUUGGCUGGUGUUGAUGAGAUGACUUUGCCUCCACCAACCUUGAACAAGAUUCUCAACUCGCCGCUGCCGGCCGAUUAUAAAGGCCCUGUUCUGAAGCAGAGCUACACUCCUGAAGAAGCUGGUGCAGAGUUGUCUUUUAUCAACGACAAGGAGAAGUUCUACUCGCUGCUGAACAGCAAUGCCACUGCCUUGAAGCGCAUCAACAGUGCCAGAGAUGUUUUUGUUGCAUUCGACGCCAAGGCCAGCCAAUUGAUUGAGACAGUUCUGAGCGAGCUAAAAUUAAUCUAG
Molecule: messenger RNA, 1035 nt
Organism: Ogataea parapolymorpha DL-1
Lineage: Eukaryota; Fungi; Ascomycota; Pichiomycetes; Pichiales; Pichiaceae
Product: transaldolase
Exons: 1
Coding region: 1-1035 (344 amino acids)
Biological process (GO): pentose-phosphate shunt, non-oxidative branch; carbohydrate metabolic process
Cellular component (GO): intracellular anatomical structure
Molecular function (GO): transaldolase activity
Source: RefSeq, a predicted model, not a curated record